AUAAGAUCCCUGCGGCGCUCUAAGCUAAUUCCGAUCUUUACAAUUCCCGAAUUCCGGUCCCGGCGCAAACGUCCCUGCUUUGUUCUCAGCGCCAAAACCCACCCCAGAGAGAUGAGAGGUUUCGCCGGCGCCAGCGGCGGCCGCGGGAGGGGCGGAGGGGAGAAGUACCGGAAUCCCUGCCUCACGAUGCACCAGCCGUGGGCCUCGCUCUUGGUCCAUGGAAUCAAGCGCAUCGAGGGGAGAUCAUGGCCGGCUCCUCUCACGGGUCGACUUUGGAUUCAUGCUGCGUCGAAAGUUCCGGAUCCAGAAACUAUCAAAGCAAUGGAGGAGUUCUACAGGGAAAUAUAUGCCAUUAAUGGGAUCACUGAUAUCAAGUUUCCGGAGCACUAUCCGGUCUCGCGACUUCUAGGUUGUGUUGAAGUGGUAGGCUGUCUUAAAAAGGAAGAGCUGGUGUGUUGGGAGGCAUUACCUGAAUCGGUAAGGCUAGAAGGCCAGACAGACUUCUGCUGGCUCUGUCAGAACCCACAGACAUUGUUAGUUCCAUUUGAAAUGCGAGGUUAUCAGGGUGUUUAUAACCUGGAAAAAAAGAUCUAUGAGGCAGCAGUAAGAGGUCUUUGCCCUGUGCAAUGCCCUCAACCAGUGAAGUUUCCACUGCCAGAUCCCCAAGAUCCUUUGUCACUGAGGCCAGGAUCUCUUGCCUCAUACUUCAGCAGCUCUAAAACAUCCACAGUGGAGACACCAUCUAGUGUUAGUGCUGCAAUAGCUGGUGCAAGGGCUGCUGCUGCACAGUUUUCAAAGAAAGAUCAGGGCAAAGCAACCAGUAGUAAUCAAACCGGUGUAAUUCAAAAAAGUGAGCAUAGAUCCACUGGAAUCAGUCUCAGGCUAACUACGGAGGGCAGAAGGUUGUCUAGGUUCCCAAAUGGAAGGUCACAUCAGGGCUAUCAGGCCCAUAACCAUGAGGAACAGGAGACCACUGCAGAAAACAGAGAACAUAGAAGAGGUCUCACUAAGGAAGUUGGCAGAGAUCUUAUUUUACAGCCUCGAGCUUCUAGUAAGCUUUUUGCAGCAGCAUUAGAAGGAUUAAAGUUCAAUUAACUUAUCUGGCUUGCUGUUAAAAGCUUUGGGAACUGACAGAGUAGAGCAUCCUUUUUUUCGAACCAGUGGAUCAUGUGAAGUUGCUCGCGUGGGUAUUGCUGCACUCUGAAAGGAUUUUCAAAUGGCUUUUGAGUUAUUCCAAUACUGCUGUAUAUUUUCUUGCCUUUAUCGUUUAUCAGUAUUUGGUCUAUGUUUUAAAUUAGAGCAUUUAAUUCUGUUCAUAGUGUAGGUUCCCUGGCAUAAUUGGGAUAAAAAAAAAUGGUGGGAGGUAGCAACAUGCCACGGAAUUAUGAUGUAAUUUGAUGUACAUGCUGUCUUGAAAUUAUUAGGAAUCCAAAAUUUGUUUGAUCCAGGUAUGCUGAUGCGGAGAUUUUUCUUCUCUUAUCGAUUAUUGGUCAAAAUUAGGCAAGGUAGAGUUUUAUGCAACUACUUUGGAAAAAAUAAGCAAAUACUAAGAAAAGCUCAAUGGC
Molecule: messenger RNA, 1565 nt
Organism: Phoenix dactylifera (date palm)
Lineage: Eukaryota; Viridiplantae; Streptophyta; Magnoliopsida; Arecales; Arecaceae
Product: RNA-binding ASCH domain protein
Source: RefSeq, a predicted model, not a curated record